AAAGGUCCUCGUUACUCAUGGACAUGCCACCUGAUAAUCCAGUGUUAUCGAUCAGACACAUGAGAGGAAGAAAAUCUCCACCAAGUCAAUAUUCGUUCGAGGUCAAAUCCUUCUCAUUGCUUGCGAAGGCCUCAAUAGAAAAAGUAACCUCAGAAGAAUUUGAAGCUGGGGAUUGUAAAUGGAGUCUCUCAAUAUACCCCACCGGGAACAAAAGGAGAGCAGGGGAAGGCCAUGUUUCCAUUUACUUGGCGCUUACAGAUCCAAGUUCGUUACCUCUUGAUUGGGAGGUUAACGCCAUUGUCAACUUUUCUCUCUAUAAUUUCCAAGAGGACGAAUAUGCCACAACACAAGAUGCAAGCACUAGGCGUUUCCAUGUCCUGAAAACAGAAUGGGGCAUUGCAAAAUUUAUUGACCUUCACACAUUUUACGAUUCUUCAAACGGAUACUUGAUUGAAGAUACCUGUGUUUUUGGAGCUGAGGUUUUCGUUGUCAAGACCACAAACAAAGGGGAUUGUUUAUCAAUGAUAAAAGAACCUGCUACUCUUUCCCAUAGUUGGAAGUUCAACAACUAUUCCAUAGCAAAUCUAGACAAGUACGAGUCCCCGCCGUUUCUCGCCGGAGACUAUAAAUGGAAGAUUCGUGUAUACCCGAAUGGAACACUUGAGGGUAAGGGCAAUAGCAUUUCAAUGUUUUUAGCACUAGACACAUCAACUCUCCCACCCAAUGCUAAAUUGCUUAUGGAUUACACUGUGCGUGCAAAAGACCAAAUUGGUGGGCACCAUGCUGAAGCAAAAGCUUGUUGUAAGUUCUCCCACUCGAGUGCCGCGUGGGGCUCCAGACAGCUUGUAGCAUUGGCUAAAUUUAAAGACCCAGGUAGUGGAUUCUUGGUGGGUGAUAGCUGCAUUCUUGAAGCUGAAUUCAGAGUUCUUGGCUUAAUCAAUCCUCUAACUGGUAUUAUAAUAUGA
Messenger RNA from Arachis stenosperma, 965 nucleotides. Its product is annotated as MATH domain and coiled-coil domain-containing protein At3g58210-like. The record is from RefSeq and is a predicted model, not a curated record. Gene Ontology annotation, molecular function: protein binding. The coding region runs from base 18 to 965 and encodes 315 amino acids. NCBI's taxonomy places the organism in Eukaryota, Viridiplantae, Streptophyta, Magnoliopsida, Fabales, Fabaceae. The transcript is spliced from 6 exons.